Molecule: messenger RNA, 483 nt
Organism: Gregarina niphandrodes
Lineage: Eukaryota; Apicomplexa; Conoidasida; Eugregarinorida; Gregarinidae
Exons: 1
Coding region: 1-483 (160 amino acids)
Source: RefSeq, a predicted model, not a curated record
AUGGAGGGUGUGAUGUUUCCACACUCGAAUGCGAACUAUCAGAUCGAAUCUGUGGAGUUGAGUGUUAUCCGAUUGGCGGAUGAGACGUUGCCUGUGCCGGACGAGCAGGUGCACCGCGACGCUUUAAUGGACGCGGCGCGGAAGUGUAUGGCGGGCUCGGAACUGGUCCUGAUGGAGAACGGGAAGUGUGUUAUGACGGGGUUCACAUUACGGGUGCCGGGCGUCGCAUAUUCGAUCCAUGACCAGAUGGUUGACGACGUCUACGAGGCCGUCAUCAAAGCGACCUUCGCCGACCCACCGCUACUCGAGGCGCAGACUUUCGUCUUUUCCAACGAUGGCGUAGCCUGCAGCGACAUCGUUGACUUCAAAGUUGAGGGCAUCGCACGAGCACACCCCGUCGCCGCCGUCACACGAGACGGCGCACUCAACAGCCACACCAAGUCCCUCGGAGUUGCCGCACUCCUCCUAGCCCUCGCUCCCUGA